Molecule: messenger RNA, 2250 nt
Organism: Thermochaetoides thermophila DSM 1495
Lineage: Eukaryota; Fungi; Ascomycota; Sordariomycetes; Sordariales; Chaetomiaceae
Product: complex subunit beta-like protein
Exons: 4
Coding region: 1-2250 (749 amino acids)
Biological process (GO): intracellular protein transport; vesicle-mediated transport
Cellular component (GO): membrane coat
Molecular function (GO): clathrin binding
Source: RefSeq, a predicted model, not a curated record
AUGUCGAGCUCGCAAGGGGGAGACUCGAAACUGUUCGCUCGCACCACUACUCUCCUAUCAUGCCCCUCCCCCGCCAUGAUCAUCGACGCCAUGUUCACUCCUUAUCUGCCUCCUCCGACUAGAUACUUACCCCGCGUGCAGGGCAAAGUCGCCGAGCUGCGCUUCGAGCUCAACAGCGGUGGCAAAAAGGACAAGCACCACACCGCCAAGCGCAUCGCCCUCAAGAAGAUCGUCGCCAACAUGACCAUGAGCAACAACGACAUGGUUGCCCUGUUCCCAGACGUUGUCGCCUGCAUGACCAUCCAGGACCUCGAAAUCAAGAAGAUGUGCUUCUUGUACUUGGUCAACUAUGCCCGCAUGCGCCCUGAGGUCGCCGUCAAGGCCAUUCCUGUGCUGGAGCGGGACAUGGAAGACCCGAACCCCUUGAUUCGCGCGCUGGCCCUGCGCACCAUGUCGUAUAUUCAUGUCCGUGAGUUCGUCGACGCCACAGUGCCCAUCGUUAAGCACAUGUUGCGCGAUCCGGACCCGUAUGUGCGCAAGACGGCCGCCUUCUGCAUCGCUAAGCUGUACGAUCAUGACCGCCAGAUGGUGGAAAAGUCCGACCUCAUCGACCGGCUUAACAGUCUGCUCCGUGACGACAACCCCACCGUGGUCGCCAGCGCCUUGGCUAGCUUGAUGGACAUCUGGGAGAGGAGCGAGAAUAUCAAGCUGACGAUCGACUAUACCAAUGCGUCGAAGAUGGUUGCUAUUCUGCCGGACUGCUCGGAAUGGGGCCAAACAUACAUUCUCGAGGCGCUUAUGACCUACGUCCCCCAAGAAUCUGGCGAAGCCUCUCUCCUCGCCGAGCGCAUUGCCCCUCGCCUUUCCCACAGCAACUCAGCCGUCGUGCUAACCGCCAUUCGUGUGAUUCUCUAUCUUAUGAACUACAUCUCCGACCAGAAGCAAAUAUCCGCCCUCUGCCGGAAACUCUCUCCUCCGCUGGUGACCCUCUUGGCCAAGGGCCCCGAAGUCCAGUACCUCGCCCUGCGCAACGCGCUCCUCAUCCUCCAACGCCGCCCCGAAGUCCUGCGCAACGACAUCCGCGUCUUUUUCUGCAAAUACAACGAUCCAAUCUACGUCAAAGUUACCAAACUCGAGCUAAUCUUCAUGCUCGCCAACGAAAAGAACAUCGAUGAAGUCCUCACCGAGCUCCGCGAAUACGCGACCGAAAUCGACGUCCACUUCGUCCGCAAAGCUGUGCGCGCCAUCGGAAAGCUGGCCAUUAAGAUCGAGCCCGCCGCCCGGCGCUGCAUCAACCUUUUGCUCGAGCUUAUCCAGACCAAAGUGACCUAUAUCGUCCAGGAGGCGACGGUCGUCAUCCGCAACAUCUUUCGCAAAUACCCGAACCAGUACGAGUCCAUCAUCUCGACCCUCUGCGAACACCUCGAUUCCCUCGACGAACCCGAAGCCAAAGCUGCCAUGGUCUGGGUCAUCGGCCAAUACGCCAACCGCAUCGAGAACGCAGACCAACUCCUCGAGGACUUCCUCUACUCCUUUCACGAGGAGCCCGUCGAAGUCCAGCUCGCCCUGCUCACAGCCACAGUCAAGCUCUUCAUCCAGCGCCCCACAAAGGGUCAAGACCUCGUUCCCAAAGUCCUCAAAUGGGCCACCGAAGAAACCGACAACCCCGACCUGCGCGACCGCGCAUACAUGUACUGGCGCCUGCUCUCCACAGACAUGGAAGCCGCCAAGCGCAUCGUCAUGGGCGAGAAGCCACCCAUCACAGCCGAAUCCGAGCGCUUAGACCCUGCCACGCUUGAGGAAAUGUGUCUAAACGUCGGUACCCUAGCAACAGUCUACCUCAAGCCGGUGCAAACCGUUUUCCGGAAUGCCCGCCCCCGGCGGCUGCAGGAGUCUCCUUGCCUGCAGAAGAAUGAUUUACCUGGUCCAGUGAUCGGGAUCAUGGGUGAUGCGACAAAGAGUUUGAGCCAGUUUGGUCAUGGGAGCCAGGCGAUUUUCAGUCAUGCAGCACCAGCUGCUAGUGCCAGUCCUAACCCGCAGAAUGGAGGAGGGAACAUGGCGCAGGCGGUGAACCAGGCGGAUGCUUAUUUUGCGUCACAGAUGCAGAAGAUGCAGAUUCAUGAUGGGGGAGAUGCGUUUGGAGGGGCAAUGGGGAGCGAAGGGGGAGGAUAUGUGGUGAAUCAGUAUGCGCCGCAGACGGUGUAUCAGCCGGCACAGAUAGCGGCGAAUAAUCAGGAUUUGUUGCUCUAG